GAGAGAGAGAGGUCCCAGUCGCAUCUAAUCGGCUUACACGACUCUAGGUUAACACAGAACUGUCUCUCUCCACCCAACGUGGGCCGGUCGUGUAUCCUGCGCUUUAUUUUCUGCUUUGGCUCCACUUUCCAGAGGCUUUACUUCCAUGCAUGUCUCCUCCGGACAGAACACCGCUCAGCGCAAAGAUCUCACUUCCCUGGGAGCUUCAGAUCUCAGGUGACAGCGGCUCUGUGAGGAUGAUCGGGAACCCGCUCUGACUGUACAUGGUUCAGGAGAUUAAGGGGUUUGUGUAAUUAAAGCUCCCGCAGACGAUGUAAUUGUUUUACGAGAGUCUGGUCUUGGAGAGACAGCUCGUCCCAUGCGUGCGCCCCCAGCGCGCCAGGCUGCGCUCCACCCCGAGGACGGUGCCCUAGACCCGGGGGUUAGAUGGUUCUGAUUACCGACGACAGGGAUGGAGGAGGCGUCCGGGUCAAGCAGCUCCAGCUCCAGCAGCAUCCGCAGCAAAAAGUCGGGGGAAGCGUCUCUCAGGUCCACCCGACCAUAGAGGAAGAGCCGCCGUCCAACUCCGAGGAUGACUACCCGAGCGAGGAUGAGGACUAUGAUGAAGAGGAGGACGAAUUCGAAGAAGUGGACUUCGAGGACUUGGAUGACGGUCGCAGCAUCGCGUCCGACGACUCCUUCUACCCGCCGGACGAUGCGUUUGCGGACUCGGAGCGCACCCCGUCCCCGGACAGCCCGGAGCCCCUGUCCCUCUUCCAGGCGUGCUGCACCAACAACGCGGCCAUCGUCCGGAUCAUGAUCCGACAUGGAGUGAAGGAGGAGCAGGUCAAGGAGUCGGACAAGAACAACAGGACAGGGCUGUUGUUUGCAUGCUACCAGGGUUACGUGGAUGUUGUCAUAGCGCUGUCUCAGUGUCCGUAUCUGGAUGUCAACUGGCAGGACAGCGAGGGGAACACGGCUCUCAUAACUGCUGCUCAAGCAGGCCACAUAACCAUCACCAACUAUUUGCUGAACUACUACUCUGGGUUGGACAUCGAGAGGAGGAACUGCCACGGCUUCACCCCUCUGAUGAAAGCUGCCAUGCAGGGCAGAGUGGAAUGUGUGCGCUCGCUCAUGAUGGCAGGGGCCGCCCUGAAUGCCAAAGACUUUGGCCGCCACUUGACUGCCAGGGACUGGGCCUUAUUUACGGGCCGUUACGAAACCGCCUGGGUGAUGACACGUCUGAUGGAGCGGCCUUUUCCCAACCAAUUCUGUGAAUCAUACAGCGGAUUUAUGUCGAACUUGCUCCCCCACAGUCUAGAGUGGCCCCCGCUGACGUCACUGGUGACCAAAUCCCAGGAGCCCCGGGGCUGUCUGCAGCGCUUGUCCGACACCAUUCGGAACGUCUUCAGCAUCGCGAAUGUCACCAACCCUGAAGAGGAGGGCGCCAUCGACCACAUGGUUUCUAUCACAACGGCAAUGAGGAGCCCCGCCAUUGCUGUGGCGUGCCAUACAGUGUGUCCUGACAGUCCCCCAAGUGUGGGAAAACGGCACUAUGCAGUUCCUGAGAUCAUUCGCCAGCAGCGCGCCAAAGAGCUCCGCUCCGUCAACCCUGACAGGGUAGAUGGACACCUCAAACUCUUCCAGAACUCCCGGGUCACGCUCGUGGCCAAGCACUCUGCAGACCGCCGAGCCAGCCUCCAACCCCAGAGCCUGGUGCCCCGACAGAGGAGCUCCAGCCUGGGCCUGGGGGCUUACAAUGAAGCCCUGGAGCUGCGGAGAACCAGCCUUCUGCCUGUGCACAUGGUGCUGAGGAGGAGCAGCGUCAGGCCCGGCUUCAGCAUCCCCAAACUGAGGGUCUCCAAGGCCCCCGCACCCACUUACGAACCGGAAAAGGUCCGGAGGAAGAGCAGCGCCAAAGAUGGAAGCGGGCACCUGCUGCAGAUCCCGAAGUGGCGGUACAAGGAGCUAAAAGAAGAGAGGAGGAAAGCAGAGGAGGCAGAGAGGAGGAGGCUGGAGGCCGUAACCAAGAGACACCUCGCUGCCGGGAAAAGGAAAUAAUAUCAUAGCCUCAAAGGAUGUGAUGAUGUUCAGUAAACCUAAACUUAAUAGAGUUUUAAGCUGGACAAGCCAUGAAAUUAAACUAUUUGGUCUCAAGGUGUUUUCAACAAUCUUCACGCUCAGGAGGAGACUCGAAUUACCAGCAGUGUUCCUGAAAGAGGACGGUAGACUGAAGGUUGCAGCAGUCUGCUCUAUGCUGCAUCCUGAAAUGUUCUAAACAAAGAUGCAGGUUGGCCUCUUCAAAAGGGGUUUUACACUAGAUUCUAAGCGACACCCAGGGGAUUUGAUACUUGAAAUGUUUUAGGUAACUUAUUUUUCAUAUUUAUUGCUUUGUAAUGGACGGUCAAAACUAUUUUUUGUUACUCUUUGGAUGCUUGAUACACCAGUGUUUUUGUAAAGCAGAAGAUUAAUACACACACACACACUCACUCAGACUGUAACCACAGCAGGAAUGUGUUCAUCUUUCUUCUUAAACGAAUGGAAGCAAUUCAUUGAAGAUGUUAUGGAAUAAUGUCUUUAAAAUAUUCAGUGGAGAAUACUGAUAGGGGCAUUUCAUAUUGCCUGAGAAUGCGAAACUUAAGCUUUUAUAGAAUGUAAUGUCAUUGUACAGCAAUAUUUGUUAAUAUUUUUUGUUUAGCUUUAAGACAAAUUUUACUGAUACUGAUUAUAGAUAUUUUAUAUUAGAGAUUAGAGAACUUUAUUUUUUAUUCAACAUGAACUUUUUUCACCUACUGACGUGUAAAGAGUUGUGUUUUCUAGUCUUAACCUUUGGGACCAAGACUGAAUUGUAGAGCACUGCUGUGAUGUUGCAUCUCACCAGGUGGGAAGAAAGUUUCAAAAUUCUCUCCCAUGAACUGUUUACAUUGCAAAAACCACAUUAACACUGGUUAUAUCAGUGACUCUUCGAGUAUCAUGCAACUGCGACUCCAAGAUGUGUGCAUUCGGUGUAGAGACGAUGAGGAUGAGGUGAACGAAAUAAAACGCCUCUGCUAACAGUAA
Molecule: messenger RNA, 3039 nt
Organism: Hippoglossus stenolepis (Pacific halibut)
Lineage: Eukaryota; Metazoa; Chordata; Actinopteri; Pleuronectiformes; Pleuronectidae
Gene: ankrd33ba
Product: ankyrin repeat domain 33ba
Exons: 6
Coding region: 427-2040 (537 amino acids)
Molecular function (GO): protein binding
Source: RefSeq, a predicted model, not a curated record